Suhomyces tanzawaensis NRRL Y-17324 is the source of this 744-nucleotide messenger RNA. RefSeq names its product glutathione S-transferase. Lineage: Eukaryota; Fungi; Ascomycota; Pichiomycetes; Serinales; Debaryomycetaceae. The record is from RefSeq and is a predicted model, not a curated record. Bases 1 to 744 code for a protein of 247 amino acids. The transcript has a single exon.
AUGCCCGAAAAGAUCAUUUUGCACUGGCUUAACUUCUCCAGAUCCCACAGAAUCUUGUGGCUCUUGGAGGAGCUCAACGUGGACUACGAGCUCAAGUUGUACCAGCGGACCAAAGAGUUCAGGGCUCCCAAAGAGUUGAACAAGGUGCACCCGCUCGGCAAGUCGCCAGUGAUAGAAAUUGUCGCUGCUGACGGCACCUCCAAGGUGAUUGCCGAGUCUGGACACAUCACCAACUAUCUCAUCCGUAAGUACGAUACCGAGGGUCGGUUGGUGCCCAGCUCCGACGACGACAAGGAGAAGGCCGAGUGGUUCCUGCAUUACGUGGAAGGUACCCUCCAGCCAUUGUUGGUGUCGCUCUUGGUGGGCGAAACCGCAAAGCAAAUGGCUCCGUUUGGAACCAAGUUUUUGGUCAACAAGGUGGUUAAGGCUAUGAACGACGGAUUCUACCUCAGCGAGUUGCUCAAGAACCUCGACUACUUGGAGUCCAUCGCCAAGGCCCAGCAUGCCAAGGGUAGCGAGUAUCUCGUGGGUGAUAAGUUGAACGGCGCAGACAUCUUGGCUUCGUUUCCCAUCCAGCAGAAUGUCUUCAGUAAUCCAGAGAGGGCUCAGUCCAUCUUUGGUAGAAGCGACGUUUACAAAAAGUACCCCCACUUGCACCAGUGGGCCCAAUUCAUUGCAAAGGAGCCCAAGUAUGUCAAGGCCAACCAGAUCAUCGAGAAGCUUGAAGGCAAGUCCAAGUUGUGA